This is a messenger RNA of Branchiostoma floridae (Florida lancelet), 2539 nucleotides long. Its product is annotated as zinc finger protein 260-like. The transcript has 4 exons. NCBI's taxonomy places the organism in Eukaryota, Metazoa, Chordata, Leptocardii, Amphioxiformes, Branchiostomatidae. The record is from RefSeq and is a predicted model, not a curated record. The coding region runs from base 119 to 2518 and encodes 799 amino acids. Gene Ontology annotation, cellular component: nucleus. Gene Ontology annotation, biological process: regulation of transcription by RNA polymerase II. Gene Ontology annotation, molecular function: DNA-binding transcription factor activity, RNA polymerase II-specific; RNA polymerase II transcription regulatory region sequence-specific DNA binding.
AAGGUCAGCUUGCCUGUCCGCCAUUUUGAUUUGAUGUCGUAUCACGGACAAGAUUCCGUUGUUUCUAGUUUGGCCGUUUUCAAGACGAUUCCACACAUUACCAACUAGAAUAGAAGAAAUGGACGAGAGAUGCGGUGAGGUCGCUAUGGACGAUCUGUCAACUGUUCACCCUGGGGACGAGACAAGCAGCAUCGAGAAGUUAGACACGGGAAGGCAGCUGAACAGAGAAGAGGACAUUCCAUGCGAGGAAACGUGCGGGGUAAAGUCUGACAACCCUGCACAAGUUAAAGCAAAGCAGACGGACAGGCUUGUGGUGAAACGUGCUGUCGAUAAACGCUUUGUGUGUACGGAGUGUGACUAUAGGACUGCCUCAAAGGCUAACCUAGUAAAGCACACCAGAACACAUACUGGUGAGAAACCUUAUAAAUGUGAACAGUGCGACUAUUCUGCUGCACAGAAAGGUACUUUAGGCCUUCACCUUACUAAGCACACCGGAGAAAAGCCAUUUAUGUGUGGACAGUGUGGAUACAGGACUGCUAACAGGUCUUACUUAUCCGUUCAUAUGAGAUCACAUACAGGUGUGAAACCCUAUAAAUGCGACCUGUGUGACUAUUCUGCUGCACAGAAAGGCCAUUUAGACGACCACAGGGCUAGACACACCGGAGAGAAGCCCUUCAUGUGUGGUGAGUGCGGAUACAGAACUGAUCGCAAGUCUAACCUAUCCCGGCAUAUGAGAAAACAUACAGGCGAGAAGCCCUACAAGUGUGACCAGUGCGACUAUUCUUCUAUAGACAAAAGGCGUCUAAAGAAGCACCUGGACAAACACACUUCUUGUUUUCUUCUGGACGAAAUGGACAAGAAAAGCGGUGAGGUCGCUUUGGACAAUCUGUCGACUGUUCAUCAUGGGGACAAGACAAGCAGCAUCGAUAAAUUAGACACGGGAAGGCAGCACAACAAGGAAAAGGACAUUCCACGCGAGGAAACAGGCGGAGUAGAAUCUGUCGACCAUCCUCCAGCACAGGGCCUAACAAAGCAGACGGACAGGCUUGCGGUGAAACGCACUGUGGACAGUCGUGACUAUAGCACUGCCUCGAAGGCUAAACUAGUAAGACACACAAGAAAACAUACAGGCGAGAAGCCCUAUAAAUGUGGCCAGUGCGACUAUUCUGCUGCACAGAAAUGUACUUUAGACCGACACCUGACUAAACACACCGGCGAAAAGCCCUACAUGUGUGGGGAGUGCGGAUUCCGAACGGCUGCCAGGUAUUCCUUAACCGUACAUAUGAGAUCACACACAGGUGAGAAACCUUACAAGUGCGAUCAGUGCAACUAUUCUGCUGCACAGAAAGGAGAUUUAAACUCACACAAGGCUACACACACCGGAGAAAAACCCUACAUGUGUGGGGAGUGCGGAUACAGGACGGCUGUCAGGUCUAACCUAACCGUACAUAUGAGAACACAUACAGGUGUGAAACCUUACAAGUGUGACCAGUGUGACUAUUCUGCUACAGGGAAAAGCGGUUUAGACAAACACAAGGCUAAACACACCGGAGAAAAACCCUUCAUGUGUGGAGAGUGCGGGUACAGAACUGCUCAAAGGUGUCACCUAUCCCGGCAUAUGACAACACAUACAGGCGAGAAAAGCUACAAAUGUGACCAGUACGACUAUUCUGUUACAGACAAAAGGACUGUGGACAGACGUGACUUUAGGACUGCCGCAAAGGCUAAACUGUUAAGACACACAAGAAAACAUACAGGCGAGAAGCCCUACAAAUGUGGCCAGUGCGACUAUUCUGCUGCACAGAAAUGUACUUUAGACCGACACAUGACUAAACACACCGGAGAAAAGCCAUUUAUGUGUGGACAGUGUGGAUAUAGAACGGCUUACAAGGACGCCUUAACUGUACAUAUGAGAAGACAUACAGGUGUAAAACUUUUUAAGUGUGACCAGUGCACGUUUUCUGCUGUGGCAAAAGGCGAGUUAGACCAACACAUGACUAAACACACCGGAGAAAAACCCUUCAUGUGUGGAGAAUGCGGAUUCCGAACGGCUGCCAGAUAUUCCUUAACCGUACAUAUGAGAUCACACACAGGUGACAAACCUUACAAGUGCGAUCAGUGUGACUAUUCUGCUACAAAGAAAGCAAAUUUAGACUCACACAUGGCUAAACACACCAGAGAAAAACGUUUCGUGUGUGUUGAGUGUGGAUACAGGACGGCUCACAGGUCUAACCUAACCGUACAUAUGAGAACACAUACAGGUGUGAAACCUUACAAGUGUGACCAGUGCGACUUUUCUGCUAAAAAGAAAAGCGGUUUAGACCAGCACAUGGCUACACACACCGGAGAAAAACCCUUCAUGUGUGGAGAGUGCGGGUACAGAACUGCUCAAAGGUGCCACCUGUCCCGGCAUAUGGCAACACAUACAGGCGAGAAACGUUACAAAUGUGACGAGUGCGACUAUUCUGUUACAGACAAAAGGCAUCUAAAGAAACACCUGGACAAACACACGCCUUAGGGACACAGUUUGCAAGUGUGU